Molecule: messenger RNA, 639 nt
Organism: Rhipicephalus microplus (southern cattle tick)
Lineage: Eukaryota; Metazoa; Arthropoda; Arachnida; Ixodida; Ixodidae
Product: E3 ubiquitin-protein ligase NRDP1
Source: RefSeq, a predicted model, not a curated record
AUGAAUUCUCCUGUGUCUGGUACUUCAGGAGAUUCUGACGAGCCAACCACCAUCACAAUCCCCAGACGGGACUCGAGCUGGCCAUCACAGAUGCCGGCAGACUCUGCCGUGUACUCAGUCGAGAACUUCAAUCCCACGCCUCCCACAGAGCUCGUGUGCCGCCUGUGCCAGGGCGUGCUCUGUGACCCGGUGGAGUGUGCGUGUGCCUGUCGGUCUGAAUUCUGCUCAUCGUGCAUGGCAGUCGCGCCAACCGUUUGCUCCCCCUGUUACACCGAAGUGACCACGUCCCUGCUGGUGCCCGUGGCCCCCAUCAUGGUUAACAUGAUCGCCAAGCUGAAAAUGGACCUGGAUGGUCUGUACAACCACCUCGGGACGUGGGACUUUGAGGUUGUGGUUUGCGAGGGCUGUGGUGCCGAAAUGCAUCACUCGGCAUUCUCCAUGCACCACCAACGAGAACAAAGCCCUAAAAGAUUAGUGCGCUGCAGCGUUCGCUGCGGUUUCCCAAUACCAGUGAAUGAAAUCAAAGACUACAACUGCAGAGAAACGAUUUGCUUUGCUGUGAAGCACCAAGGCGCCAAGCUCUCCGAAGAGUGCGAUGAAAUACUGAGUCAGGUGGAGCAGCUGCGUGAGAAGAUUUGA